UUAUGUUCAUGUGAUUGUGUCAUCAAACGACAAACUUUGAAACUUGCAUUAAUUUUGUAUCAUAGAUUUCUACUAACGUAGUAUAUUCAUUUCAUUUAAUAAUUAAUACACAUGUAGGUACUUAUAUCCCAUACUAUAUUAAUGUACUAAUUUACAAUAUGUCUUACAAUUUUUGAUUUUAAUCAAUAAUCUCAGAGAUCAUUUGUAAUCAUGGUAUUUGAAUCUUUGGUGGCUGAUGUGCUCAACAGGUUCAUUGGUGAAUAUGUCGAAAAUUUAGAUAGUUCUCAGCUGAAUAUUGGAAUAUGGGGCGGAGAUGUUGUUUUAAGAGAUCUUAAACUAAAAGAAACAUGUUUAGAUAGUUUAGAUCUACCAAUCAGAACUAUUUAUGGGCAUCUUGGCAAGUUGGUUUUAAAAAUACCAUGGAAAAAUCUAUAUAGUGGUUCAGUAGAAGCAUCCAUUGAUAGUCUUUUCUUACUUGUGGUUCCAACACAAGAUGUUACAUAUGAUGUGGAAAAAGAAGAGAAAAACAAGCAGACAGCAAAACAAAAUGAAAUUUCAAGAAUAGAAAAUAUUAAGCUGUUGGAUCAACAAAAAAAUAAAAUAGAUCAAGAUAAUGUAAAAGAUUCUUUUGUUGAAAAGUUGGCUACACAGAUUAUCAGAAAUGUGCAAGUCAAUAUUAAAACAAUCCAUAUUAGAUAUGAAGACCGAGUAACGUUUCCUAAUAAUCCAUUUUCUUUUGGUUGUACACUUUAUGAUAUAACUUCUCAUUCAACUGAUUCAAAUUGGAAUAGAUUUAUUGAUAAAGGUCAAGAUCCUCUAGCAAUGAUUUUUAAGAUUAUCUCUAUGGAAGGGUAUGCUGUUUAUUGGAAUUCUAAAGGUAACUUAUUCACCGAACAACCAAGAGAAACAUACAAUGAUUCUUUCAUAAAUGGAAUACCAAAGAAAGAUGUUCUCCCUGAUGGUUAUGAAUAUUUAUUGGGUCCAAUUAACGCUAAAGCUAAAAUGAAAAUGAAUCCAAAACCAGAAUUAGAUGGCAGUGAUUAUAAAAUACCAAAAUAUUCUAUUUUUAUUGACAUGGAAAGCUUAAACAUAAGAAUUAGUAAAACUCAAUAUCAACAUUUAAUUAUGGCUGCAGAAUCUUUAGAUCGUUUGACUAAAGCAAUGCCUUACAGAAAAUACCGACCAUUAGUUAAAGAAUACAAAGGAAACUACAAAGAAUGGUGGAAAUUUGCAUAUAAAUGUGUAUUGGAAGAAGAUGUAAGAAGGAUCCAUAGAAAUUGGGAUUGGAUUCAUAUGAGUUCACAUAGAAAAUUAAUAAAAGAGUAUAGUAUUCUUUACAGACAAAAACUAGAAUCAAAAAAACCGUCAACCACAACAUUGAAUAGAAUAUCUGAAUUGGAAAAUAAUUUAGAUGUGAUGAAUAUUAUUUUGGCCAGGCAAAGAGUAGAAAAUAUAGUGGAAAGAGAAGGAAAAAUUCAAGAAGAAAUAAAAAAAGUAGAAUCAGAACGAGGCUGGUUUAGUUUUUGGCGUUCCAAAAAUGAUGAUGAUAAGGAAAAAGAAAAAGAUAUAAUUAAGCAAUUUGAAGAAGUUAUGAAUGUGAGUGAAAAAGAAAAAUUAUAUAAAGCAAUAGGUUACCAAGAAAGUUCAGCUACAACCAUAUACCCCGAAACAUUUGUAGACACAAUAUUUAAAUUUUGUUUACAUACAUUUGAAAUUUCUGUGUUUGACGAAGAAUUUACAUCUACUCAAAAAGUGUUGACAAUCUGCUUUAAAGAAUUUUCAUUGGAACUUCAAAGAAGAUUAACAGCUAAUGCUAUAAAAGUGGAAGCUUCUGGAGAAACAUUAUCAGUAUUAGGUUUACAACAAUUAAAUACUAUACCAAAACUUAUUAUCUCUAAAUCAGUUGAUCAAUACAAGAGCGCUCAGGAUUUAGCAUGUAGUCAAAAUAUUGAUCAAGAUACCAUUGACAAACAAAAGUAUUUAUUCAGUUUGUUGUUUGAAACAAAUCCUCUUGAUCAGAGCUGUGAUAGUAGGGUGAUAAUGUCAUUCAGACCUUUAAAAAUGGUCUAUGAUGCCCAAACAAUAAUUAAAAUUAUAAAUAUAUUUACAACACAACAAUCAAAUGUUACAACACAAUUACAAGCAGCAGCUGGUACAAAAUUAGCUGAGAUCAAAGAAAAAUCUGCUCUAGGUAUGCAACAUAUCAUAGAAGAACAUAAAAGACUUGAAUUAAAGAUUGAUAUGAUGCCAUCUUACAUUGUUAUACCGCAUGGUGGAUUUUACAGAAAAAACCAGUCUUUAUUGGUUUUUAAUUUAGGUUGCUUAAAAAUAAAAUCCAAACCACAAACUAUUGAGGAUUUAGUAAGUAUACAUUCAAUGCAUAAAAAAGGAGCAUCACAAUCUGAAGUUUUACAAGAAAUAGUCAAUCGUAGCUAUGAUCGCUAUUACAUUGAAUUAGAAAAUGCUCAAAUAUUAAUUGCUAAUAAAGGUGACAAGUGGAAAAAUAAAUUUAAUGAAUCGUUUCAAAAUGAACUUUAUAUUCUGAAACCAACCACGUUAUCUAUUCAAGUUGAAAAAUGUUUAAUAACAGAUGAUCCUCGUUUGCCAUUACUGAAAGUAACUGGAGAACUUCCAGCAAUUGAUAUAAAAGUUGCAGAAAAUCGAAUUUUGGAUGCUUUGUCAGUGUUUUUAAGUGUUCCUUUACCAAAAAAAACUCAAGGAUCAGAAAAUAACCCUCAUGAUUUUGAUAUACUUGGUUCAGCAAUGUCAUUGCGUCAAAAAAUUGAUUCAUUCAAUAUGACCAAAAAUUUAACCAGUCAAAGAAAAGAAGCAGAAAAAUCUUCUGAUAUAAAUGUGCAAUUUACAUCAUUAGAUGUUAAAUUAGUUCUUAAACGUUUAUCAAUCAAAGUAUUAUCUUAUGAUGAUAAAGGUUCUUGGUUAAGUCCAUUAUUAGACUUUAAUUUACUUACCCUAGAACUGUCAUUAACACAACAAUCAUUUAAUACGAAUAUUGCUUUGAAAUUGGGUAGACUAUUUUUAGCUCAGUAUUAUAAAGACACCAUCAUACCUUUAGUUGACACACCAAAUGAAGAUGAAAACCAGUACCUUUUACUUAUGAAGUAUACUCUAGUCGAUAAAAACUCUCCAGAAUUUUAUACUAAUGAUAAUGUAUUGCAACUACUUGAAUUAAACUUCACUAAGUUAUUAGCAACAGCCAAUAGAGAUGCGCUGCUUUACUUUUUUGACUGGAUGAAUAAUGUCAGUUCUAAUAUAACAAACAUGCAAAAACAGUAUAAUUAUAUCCCAGAACCUUCAUUGCAAGUUCAAAAACCUAACAAACUCAAAAGAAUGCAUUUAGUUUCUAAUGCAUUGUCAACUAUUCUUGAAGAAUCUGCUGCAAGUAAAGUUCAACAAUUGAAUAAAAUAUUAACUGAAGACAAAGAUAUCAAAGAUUUAAAAUUAGUAGCUAAAAUAGGUGAAAUACAACUUAUCAUUGUAUCUGAAGCUGAAGAUUUAGCUCAUAUGCUUAUAACUAAACUAGAGUCAUGUGUCGAAAUUAAAAAAUCAGAUAUUCAAGUUGAUGCUAAAUUACAAAAUAUUAGUGUUUUUGAUCCAUCAUCAGAUACAAUUUAUAAACACAUUAUUCAUGUAGCUGAAAAUGAUGAAGCUUUCAAAUUUAAAAUGAUCAUGUAUAAUGAACAAUAUCUUAUUGAUUAUGAUUCACCAGAAAUUUUUAUAUCAAUUUCAUCAGGAUGUAUAAAAUGUGUAUUUUUAAAUCAUUUUACGACCAAGUUAUUAAGCUUUAUAAAUCAUUUCCAAGCGGGAAAAGCUGCUGUUUAUGAAGCAGGGGCUGCUGCAGUAGCUACCGCUAAAAUGAAUGUGAAAUCUGCUACUCGUGUUGCUCUUAAAAUUAAUCUUAAAGCUCCAGUUAUUGUAGUACCACAAAAUUCUUUUAGUUUGGAAGCAUUAUGUUUUGAUUUUGGAUAUUUAUCUAUUACUAACUCAUUUUUGGUUAUUCCCAAAGGAACUGAUCAUAUUCCAGCAGUUAUUGAUCAAUUGAGCUUAAAUUUACAAAAUCUUAAAGUAUCUAGAGUAAAAUUGAACGAUGCUAUUAAAUAUUUUGUGUUUGACUGUCUAUUGUUACAACCUAUUACAUUUUCUCUUAUUGUAAAACGUAAUUUGUCAUCAGCAUGGUAUACUGAUCAUCCAGAUUUUGAUAUUGUGGCUAAAUUUGACUCCAUCAAAGUAACUGUUAGUCAUAUUGAUUACAUUUUAGUAAUGAAGGUAUUAAAUGAAAAUCUGAAUGAAGGAAAAGAUGAUGUGGCUUCUCCUGAUAAUCAACCAUAUUUAAGCACAUCUCAAAAUAAUUCAAAUGAAAUCAAAGUAAUUGUCGAUGUUGAAAAAAACAAAUCCCAGUCUCAAGAAAUCAGAACAUUAGCAAAGUUUGAAUUUUCUGUAAAAAAUAUCAUACUAGAGCUAUUUAAAGAAGGCCCUGAUAAGAAUGGUUUACAAAUUAAGAAUAAUAGUAUGGGACAAUUUAUGUUUUCCUCAUUAACUGUGGAUGGAUCUAUGCAGACAGAUCUUUCAUUAGCUCUGACAUUAUAUUUGUUAGAUGUAACACUAGAUGACACCCGAGUAAAUAAAUCUCCUGGAAAUAAGGUAGUACGUUAUAUGGAGAGAAAGAAGAGUAAUUUUGAAAAUGAAAGUUUGAAAAAUACUAUUGACAUGAAAUACAAACAAACCCUUGCUGGAUCUGAUGUUCAACUGAACAUUUUUAGUUUUAACUUAAUAUUUAAUGUGGAAUAUAUUCAAUACCUGUUGAAUUUCUUUAUAUUGCCAUCUCAAAAUCAAGAUUUAGUAACAAAUGAUGUAAUAAAGAAUGCCAAACAAAAUAUCACGAAAGAGAAACCAAAUGCCAUUCAACAAAAAGAAAACAAUAAAACGCUUUUGUUGAAAGUACAAUUAGAAAAACCUGAUAUUAUAUUGGUUGAAAGUUUGGAUGACAUUAAUACAAAUGCAAUUAUUAUGAAUACUGAAGCCACAUUGAAACUGCGCAUGUCUACUCCAACUCGUCAAACUAUAAAUGGAGAAAUUAAAGAUUUACAAUUAUAUUCUUGCUGCUAUAAUCCUAUUAGAAGAAAAGACACAAUGAAUCAAAUAUUAAGGCCAGUCACCAUAAAUGUUAUUGGUUCAACACCUGAUGAUACUUGUCUUAACAUUGAUGUGACAAUGACUCCUUUAAUAAUAUCAGUUACACCAGCUAAUAUUGAAAUGUUAAAUCGUAUAAAUCAAAGUUUAACUGAAAAAAAAGAAAAUUUAUCUGAAGAACCAAAGUAUGAGGAACAAAAAUAUGAAGAUCUGUGGAAUAAAACAAUGUUUAAUGAUUCAGAAUUCUGGUUUUUAAAAACUGAGUUAGGUGUUGAAGCUAGUAAUUUAGACAAAGAUGAUGUAUUACCUGUAUUAAAGAAAAGUGAAGUUUGUAUUAUAUCUAUUCCUUCUAUAGUUUUUACCAUUGAAGCAGGAAUUGGUACUAAAACAAUGCCAAUGUUAUUAACCGAGUGUACAUUUAAUGGUUCUAUAAAUAAUUGGAGCUCAAAGUUAUCUGUAGCAGGAGAAUUGACAAUGCAAAUGAAUUAUUAUAACAGCCGAUUAGCUCUUUGGGAGCCAUUUAUUGAGCCUGUUGAGGUUGAAUCUACUAUUAGUACUAAAUAUAAACCAUGGUUACUUGAACUGAAGUUGGAGACUUUUGACCAAAAUCGAAGUCCUCAAGAAGAAGUAUUUCAAAGGAAGCCAACAAUGAAAAUUUCUUUGAUAUCAUAUGAAACUAUUGAAAUAACUAUGACAAAAACUGCUUUAGAAGUUUUGACCAGUUUAGGUAAAGCUUUUAAUGAAGCAAUUACAGCAGAAAUACCACUUUCGAAAAGAAUUGAAGCAGCUCCAUACGUAGUGCAGAAUAAUCUUGGAUUUGAUAUAACUAUUAUGAUAUCAAAUACACCAUUUAAAUUGUAUAAUGCAAAUACCAGUGAUGAAGUUGGUGAUAAUACUGUUCUAAAAGAUCGAGAACAGAUCAGUCUUUGUCUUAAAAAUGAUGAUUCGGUAUCAGAUCAUUUACGUCAGAAUAGAAUAACUGAAAGAUCUUUAAAAAUUAAGAUUCAAGAAAACAAUAAUGUUACAGAAUUUAGUUUACCACUAAUAAAGGCAGACAAAAGAUAUUUUAAUAUUAAACAUAAAUUAAGUACUGUAAAUGAACCAUGGGGAUUAGUAACUGACACUCAAGUAAUUAAUGGCAGCAUGGUUGUAACACUGAGAAGUGUUGUACAAGUUCAUAAUCACUUCAAUGAAAACAUAUUUCUUUAUUAUAAGAAACAAGGGAAAUUGAAAAUGAUCGGUAAAGCAAAACCUAACAAACCAUUCAAUUUACCCGUUCAUUCAAUUUAUUCACAAACCAAAGAAAUAUUAUUUUGUCCAGAAAAAUAUCAAAUAUGUGUUAAAUCUUUUAUUUGGAAAGAUAUCCAACCAGUUAUGAAAAUACGUGCAAUGCUGCAGUGUCCACCAAAUCAAGUUGAAGACAGAGACCCAUUUUUUAUACAAUUAUUAGGAAAUAUGGAACAUAUAUAUUUCGAACACACUGAUCGAUAUUUGAUGUCUAGUAAUUGCUAUAAUAUUCAUUUAUAUCCUACAGUUAUAUUAGUCAAUGCUCUACCAGUAAAUUUGGAUUGUUUAAUGCAAGGUGAUUCUGAAUUAAAAACAUUGGCUCCUGGAGAAAAAAUAAACUUACCAAUUGUAGAAAUUGGCUAUUCUUGUCUUACACUGCAGAUAAAAUAUUUAGAUAAAUAUUGGGAUUGCAAAUGUACAGUUGAAGAACAUCCAGAUGAAUUUUCCAUUUGGUCAUUCUUAAAUAAUGAAGAUAAACCCGAUACAAAUACAAAUAUUAUACAUUUUGGCGUUCGAACAGAAUUUCACGAAGGAGGAACACAUAUCAAAACACUUUAUUGUCCAUUUUGGAUGAUCAACAAGACUGGAAAAAUUCUUACUUAUAAGGCUGUUGAUGAUGAGGCAAACAUGUUACAACAUUCUUCAAAUCCUACAGAACCUUUAAUGUGGUCGUUUAAAAAAAAGAUAUUUUUUGCGAAUAAAAAAGCUUUUGUUAAAAUUGAAUCAGGUCAAUGGUCUGAUAAAUUUUCUUUGGAUGUGGCUGGAAACUCUGGAUCAAUUAUGUGUAAAUCAAAUAACAUUCUAUAUCAAAUGGGUGUACAUAUCCAACUAACUAACAAUUCUUUAACAAAACAAGUUACAUUUACUCCAUUUUACAUCACAUAUAAUCAAUGUCCAUUUGCUAUAGACAUUCAAGAAAUGAAUAAGUUGCAACAAAGUUGGAUUAAAGUGGAUCCAAAUAGUUGUAUGCCAUUUUGGCCUCAAAAUAUUACUGAUAAACUGAAUUUAGACAAAAUAUUUAUUUUUCGUAUAACUGGUACAUUAGAUGCUUCUACACCAUUACCAUAUUAUAAAUCAAGAAGUGAUUUAAUACGGCUCCGAAAUAAAUAUAGUGCUGUUCAAGUGGAUAUUCAGAUGACAGAAGGUGGAACUUAUAUAACAUUUAGUCCAUACAUGGAGGGGAUGGCACCUGCUUUAAUUAUAAAUCACACAGAAAGUUACCUCAAGUUUAUUGAACACGAUUUAUCAGAAUAUUUAGAUGAAAUAAAAAUAUUACCCCCUAGACAUAAAAUGUUCUUUGCAUGGACUACUCCAACAGAUAACCCUAUCAUUUAUUGGAAUAUGAUGCAGAAUCAAGCGGAUUUAAGAAAGGAUGGUGUAGGGACAUUCAAUCAUGACGAUGGCAUUAAAGUGUAUUGGAUUUCGUUUUUAGAUGGUAUACAACGUAUUCUUAUGUUUACUACUGAUGCUAGUAUUGCCGAAGAAUGUCAAGCUUCGAGCAAACUUGAAAUAAUAAAUAGAGAAAUACUAAUUUCUAUACAUUCGUUGGGCUUAUCAUUGGUGAAUAAUGAUAUUUGUAUGGAAUUGAUGUACCUGAGAAUUGGAAGUUCUGGAGUAAUAUGGGAAACAAAAAAAUUAAAUGGUUCUCGUUACACACCAAUGACACAAAAAGAAUGUGAAUUGAUUGAAACAUCUUAUAUACGCUAUACUCGAAUGUUAGCAAUUGGUGAAAAUGAACCUAUUGUCUUCAUUAAAGAAUUAAAUAUUGAGGUGAAUUUUGCUGAAAAUAUUGUUACAAAACCUUCUAAAAAAAAUAUUAGACGAAUUUACAAUACUGGAUUUUGGCUUAAUUUGCAGUCAUCUGAUUAUACAUCUCAGAUACAUGCUAAAAUAAAUAACUUGCAAAUUGAUAGUCAAAUAGACAAUUGUAUUUUUCCUGUUGUAUUUGCUCCAGUACCACCACCAAAAACAAUUGCACAAACGGAACGAAAACCAUUUGUGGAGCUUAGCAUUGUCGAACGAUUGAAUAAAUAUAGUUCAGUUAAACAAUAUAAAUAUUAUAAAUUGCUUAUUCAAGAAUUUCAUAUUAAACUUGAUAUUGGUUUUAUCAAUGCUAUCAUAAAAAUGACUGAAAAAUAUGAACUCUCUGAAGAAGAAAGGUUAACUAUGUUCAAUGAAGAUUUAACAUAUGCCAGCAAGCCAUUGCAAUCUCAAAUGAUAACCCUCUCUUUACAAGAACAAAAAAAUUAUUAUGAUAUGCUUCAUUUUUCACCACUUAAGAUACAUGUUACAUUUUCAUUAACUGGAGAUGAAUUAGAAAAUAUUCCUCCAAUUAUUAGUAUUAUCUUGCAAAGUAUUGGUGUUACCAUAACUAGUGUUCAAGAUGUUGUUUUAAAGUUGGCAUUUUUUGAAAGACAGUAUGUUUUGCUUAAUCAGCGACAGUUAAUGAUGGAAGCUCAACAUCAUUAUGUCAGUCAACUAAUAAAACAACUUUAUGUACUUGUCUUGGGUCUUGAUGUGUUGGGAAAUCCGUUUGGUUUGGUAUCAGGCUUUAAGCAAGGAGUUGAAGAUUUGUUUUAUGAGCCUUUCCAAGGUGCAAUUCAAGGCCCUGAAGAAUUUGCUGAAGGUUUAGUAUUGGGAGUAAAGAGUUUAUUUGGACAUACAGUUGGAGGUGCAGCAGGAGCAGUUGGAAGAAUAACUGGGGCUAUGGGGAAAGGUAUUGCUGCUUUAACAUUUGACAAAGAUUAUCAAAAAAAACGGCAAGAAAUAAUGAAUCAGCAACCGAGUAAUAUACCAGCUGGAUUAGCUCAAGGGGGCCGAGGUUUUGUUUUGGGUGUUGUCGAAGGUGUGGAAGGUGUCUUCGAGAAACCUAUCAGUGGUGCUCGUAGUGAUGGAAUUAAAGGAUUUUUUAAAGGAGGUUGUAAAGGAAUGGUUGGCCUUGUCGCUAGACCUUUAUCUGGAGCAUUAGAUUUUACUAGUGGAACAUUGAACACCAUAAAACGGGUUACUGAUACAACAUCAGAAGUGCAACGUGUUCGUUUACCAAGGUUUUUCAGAGAAGAUAAACAAGUGCGACCAUACAAUAAACGAGAAGCAGAAGGAUAUAAACUUUUAAAGAUCGCUGGAAAAGGGGUGUAUAAACUAUCAGAUAACUAUAUUUAUCACAUACAAACUAUGCCUACUGAUAAAGAAAUUUUCAUUGUCACGUCACAAAGAGUAAUGUAUAUUACUCGGAGUUACUGGACUGGCUCAUAUAAAAUUCAAUGGGAGUAUGUUUGGUCUGCUAUGACUAGACAUCCAAAAAUAAAACAAAAUGGAAUAUCACUUUAUGGAAAACAUAAUAACAAUUUACAUCGAUGGUKGUGUUUCAAAGUUAAGCAGUCAAAUGUUAAAUUUAUUUUGAUAUCAGAUCCUGAACUAUGUUCUUGGAUAGUUGAUAAAAUUAAUGAGCUUAUGGAAAGUGAUGAUCCAGAUAUGAAAUCCACACAAUCUUCUAAUGUGUCACUUAUUAAUAGUUUAGAAGAUUAA
Messenger RNA from Diuraphis noxia (Russian wheat aphid), 9963 nucleotides. RefSeq names its product vacuolar protein sorting 13C (gene Vps13). Gene Ontology annotation, biological process: protein targeting to vacuole; protein retention in Golgi apparatus. The record is from RefSeq and is a predicted model, not a curated record. NCBI's taxonomy places the organism in Eukaryota, Metazoa, Arthropoda, Insecta, Hemiptera, Aphididae.